CCCUUCAUGCCUCCCGUGUACCGACCAGACAACGGACACUCAGGCAUGAUGCCUCCCGGACCCCCACCGCCUAACGGACACCCGCCUGGUCCCAUGAUCCCACCCGAAUAUCGGCCUCCACCACCUGGUGCUUACAGUCCCCCUUCCCCACACAACCGGUGCCCUCCUCCACCUUCUCACUAUGGACCGGUGCCUCCCCCCAUUCGGUGUUUCCAGCGGCACUCCUAUGGCCCGACCCAUGGGACCCCCACGUACCUACGUGCACUAUGGACCACGUGAUCAUUCCAUCCCACCCCAGCACC
Coregonus clupeaformis (lake whitefish) is the source of this 302-nucleotide messenger RNA. Its product is annotated as extensin. The transcript is spliced from 2 exons. NCBI's taxonomy places the organism in Eukaryota, Metazoa, Chordata, Actinopteri, Salmoniformes, Salmonidae. The record is from RefSeq and is a predicted model, not a curated record. Bases 7 to 279 code for a protein of 90 amino acids.